AUGGGAAAACCACAACUUUCUAAAGGAAUGACUACAAAGAUGAGCCUUGACAAACACAGAUGGAUAUCUAUCCCCUUCUCAUCCAUGUACUUCCUCACCAUCCUUGGGAACUGCACCAUCCUCUUCACCAUCUCCACAGAGCGCUCCCUGCACAAGCCCAUGUUCCUGCUCCUCUGCAUGUUGGCCCUCACAGACCUAGGCAUGUCCACAACCACCAUUCCCAAGGUGCUCUGCAUCUUCUGGUUUGGCCUGAGCAAGAUCAGUUAUGAAGGCUGCCUGGUCCAGCUGUUUUUCAUCCACUCCAUCUCUGCUUUGCAGUCUGCCAUCCUAAUGAGCAUGGCCUUUGACCGCUAUGUGGCCAUCUGUGAGCCCCUGCGCUAUGCCACCAUCCUGUCCAAUAGUCGCAUUGGGCUCAUUGGCCUAGUAAGUUUAGUGAGAGCCAUCCUGUUCAUUAUCCCAAUGCCCAUCCUCCUUCAGAAAAUGCCCUUUCAUGCCAAUCGUGUCAUCCCCACCACCUACUGUGAGCACAUGGCUGUAGUGAAGAUGGUGUGUGUGGACACCACAGUCAACAGGAUAUAUGGUCUCGUGGUGGCCUUGUUGGUUGUUGGGCUAGACAUCUCAGCUAUUGCCUCAUCUUAUGUGCUAAUCAUCCGGGCUGUACUGCGGCUCUCUUCUAAAGAAGCCCACCACAAAGCAGUUAACACCUGCACCACACACAUCUGUGUCAUGCUUAUUUCUUACACUCCCUCGCUUUUCUCUUUUCUCACUCACCGCUUUGGUCAGGGCAUUCCACCCCACAUCCACACCAUUCUAGGCAACCUCUACUUCCUUGUACCUCCAAUGCUCAAUCCUAUUAUUUAUGGAGUGAAAACCAAGGAGUUUCAGGAAAAAGUGACCAAACACAUAUGCUGGAGGAAGAAGCCCAUAACCAUUACCCAGGGUCGGAAUCCUGACUGA
This is a messenger RNA of Myotis davidii, 957 nucleotides long. Its product is annotated as putative olfactory receptor 52P1. Gene Ontology annotation, cellular component: membrane. The transcript is spliced from 2 exons. NCBI's taxonomy places the organism in Eukaryota, Metazoa, Chordata, Mammalia, Chiroptera, Vespertilionidae. The record is from RefSeq and is a predicted model, not a curated record. Gene Ontology annotation, biological process: G protein-coupled receptor signaling pathway. Gene Ontology annotation, molecular function: olfactory receptor activity; G protein-coupled receptor activity. The coding region runs from base 1 to 957 and encodes 318 amino acids.